UAGUGGAAACUUCAUCGGAUUGACGAAAAAUCAUUGUCAAAAAAUCAAAACUGCUUAUCAAUCCAGCAAUACUUUCUCUCCAGAGACUGAACUAUUUACUAUGUGCAAUGAACUCUUCUCUCAAUGUUCAGUUUUUAUAUUUGAGCUCUAAACGCUAGAUUUUUCAGAAAUAUGCGGACACAAGUUACCAAGGCAAUUGGAUUGGCGGUAUUGAUAAUUGACUGCUAUUGAAUUUUGUAUUCGUGCGAAGCUGUGCGCUCAAGCGUAUGUGUGUGUUUUUUUGUAUGUGCGUAGUCACUAGUAAAUUAUGUAUUGCAAGUAUGUGCAAGUUCCGAAAAGUAAACUGAUAAUAGCAGAGAAAGGACGCCGAGUGCGAAACAGAAUACCCUUUUGAAAAUGGUCAAUGUCUAAGAACUUCAUAAGUAAACCUAAAAAAUUGAACUCUCAUCUAUUAUUAAUUUUAAUCAACUUUCUUAACCUCUACUCUUCUAUCGCUAUGCGUAGUGACAGUGAACUUAUGACAUUAUUGAUCGAUUAUAUUCUGGAUACCAUACACUGCAAACAAUUUUUCUUUCGGGCAGUUCGACAGUAGGUCUCAGUAUGCUGUGAAGCCUGUAUUAAGCAAUUCAAUUUGUUCCCGGAAGAUUCAAAACAUGGACCAAUAUGAACGUACUUUGGCUUUAAUAAAACCGGAUGGUAUGCGGUAUCGCGACACGAUAAUUCGUCGGAUUCGGGAUGCUGGUUUUGUCAUCGUUCAGUCUCGAACGGUGAGACUAACCCCGGAACAAGCGUCGGAGUUCUAUCGCUCGAAGGUAGCACACCAAAAUUAUCAUGCCAUGAUUGUUGCCUUAGCUGAGGGGCCGAUUCAGGCAAUGUGUGUUUCUAAAGUUCAUGCAGUGGAUGAUUUGAAGUGGUUAAUUGGACCCGAACGUUAUCAGGAUGCUGUCCGAGAUGCACCCGGAUCCAUUCGCGCCAUUUUACCCGAUAGUAGCGAUGAGGUGAGGAAUGCUAUUCAUGCAAGUGACGAUGCCGCCAGUGCUCGGUUCGAGAUUCGUUUUUUCUUUCCACUGUUGGUAUUGGAGCCGAUUUUGAACGAUCAGAAACUGAACGACUAUCUAUUCGCAAUGGUGAAUCCCACCCUGAUGGACGGGCUGUAUUUGGUGGCCCGGGAACGACCGAAUGAUCCGGUGUUGUGGUUAUCCAACUGGUUGCAGACGAAUAAUCCCUAUAAACCGAAAACAGUAACUGAACCAUUAGGUGCUGUUCGUAGCGUGGUUCAAGAUGGCAACCUGUUAGAUGCGAUUCCCGAAGAUGAUUUCAUCGGUGCACAGUCGAUAUGCGAUUGUCAAACUUUCAGAAGUAAUGGACUGUGUUCGUGUUCGCUCUCAACGAUAGCUAAGUCAGAACGGAUUGAGAUUGAAUAA
Malaya genurostris is the source of this 1424-nucleotide messenger RNA. RefSeq names its product nucleoside diphosphate kinase homolog 5. The coding region runs from base 654 to 1424 and encodes 256 amino acids. The record is from RefSeq and is a predicted model, not a curated record. Gene Ontology annotation, biological process: negative regulation of oxidative stress-induced intrinsic apoptotic signaling pathway. NCBI's taxonomy places the organism in Eukaryota, Metazoa, Arthropoda, Insecta, Diptera, Culicidae. The transcript has a single exon.